Hyaloscypha bicolor E is the source of this 1820-nucleotide messenger RNA. RefSeq lists its product as uncharacterized. Gene Ontology annotation, molecular function: cysteine-type endopeptidase activity. The coding region runs from base 1 to 1815 and encodes 604 amino acids. NCBI's taxonomy places the organism in Eukaryota, Fungi, Ascomycota, Leotiomycetes, Helotiales, Hyaloscyphaceae. The record is from RefSeq and is a predicted model, not a curated record. The transcript is spliced from 4 exons. Gene Ontology annotation, biological process: proteolysis.
AUGCCUAGUCGAAGUGCUAAUAUCGUCACGCAUUAUGCGAUUUUAAUCGCAAUUAAUGAUUAUCCAGACAAACCAUUAGAAGGUUGUGUGCGUGACGCUCAAGAUACCAAAGCGUACUUAGAAAGCACGCUCCACGAUUCUGUCGAGGUACAGAUAAUUGUGACCAGCCAGAGCGGCCCGCAAUCAUCCAACACAAUUGAAGGUCGAAGGGUCACUUCUCUUGCAAAACCUAGAAAUUUUGUCUAUAUACAUUAUUCCGGGCAUGGUACCCAAAAGCCGCCUUCCGGUACCUUCUCCAACGAAUCCACGGCCGAUUUGGCGCUGGUACUCCUUGGAGGAGAGCAGGAUAAGAAGAUAAGAUGUCUUUGGGGUUUCGAACUAGCGGGCUUACUGAAGACCAUGGUCGAUAGUGGACUGGUUAUCACCCUCAUUCUCGACUGCUGUUUCUCUGCGGGCGUCUAUCGUCGCAAGGACCCUAGCGUCCGCUUUCUCCCUUACGAUUCCAAAGUCGAUUCAGAAUAUUCAUCGAAGCCCGAUCAGAUUCCAGGGGAUGAGAGAUACCGUGAUAUCUCCAUGCUGCCUAACUGGCUUGUCAGGCCAGAUUGGUAUGCGAUACUUGCAGUAUGCGGUCCGCAUGAAAUCACGAUCGAGCUCAAAGACGCCGACGGGAGGAAACAUGGGGCCUUAUCCUAUUUCCUUCUCAAGACAAUUAAGUGCGUUAACCUUACGAAGAGACAUGGGGACAUCUACGAUCACCUGCGUCCGAAACUCAAAGCUGCUGGGUUGCGGCAAAACCCUGUCCUUUAUGGGAAUCAGAACCAAGGCUUCUUUGGGCAAGUCAAUUCAGAUAUUAUUGCAGUAGCUAUUCCGAUCAUCGUCAGCAAAAACGGCAAUCUCCAAUUACAAGCUGGCCGCGCACACGGCUUCAAGACUGACGAUCAGCUUAUCUUGUAUCCCUUAGGUACCGCUGAAGUUGAUCCUAGAGUACAAGGGAACUCGGAAGUUGCAAAGGUCGUCUGCACCAGAGCUCUCACCUCAAAUCUGGAGCGAAUGGAUGAAGAUGAUUCCGAUGAUGAGUUAACCCUCGCAGACGCACCGGCCAUCCGUGUACGUACAGGAUGGAUGGCGAGAGUCCUUACUCGAUCUUCUCUCCAGAGCUUUCCCAUACGCCUUGCAUCCGGGCUUCCAAAUCUGGAGGAAUGGCUCACAGUCCUAAGGGAACGGUCACUUGAGGCUCAUAUCGAUACGAACAAGCAUCCGUCCAUGUUCGAUGUCGUGUUGAAUAAUGGAGAAUAUGAGAUCCUGGACGAAUCGGGUAAUAUUAUUAUCAAUUUGCCUAGCAUACCGCAAGACCAGACCAACAUUGGACAGAUAGGGAGUAUUUUGGAGCACCUAAAAAUGGAGCAUAAUACUAUAGCAGAAUUGGUCCUAGAAAAUCAAGGCGAAAAAUAUCUUUAUCUUUUUAUCUACGAUCUUGGUCCUUGUUGGCAAGUGGAGAAUGUGAAUCGUGGUACCUACAUAGUUGUCCCGCCACGAAUCGAUGGACAACGAGCUAGACCUACUCGAAAGAGGCUGAGGAUGAGGAUUCCUGACAAGAUGAGAGAGGAGGGACACAGCUCUUGCAAAGAUAUACUCAAGAUCUUUGUUACCUCCCAGCCGACGUCCUUUGACUUGUUGGAGUUGCCCAAACUAGGUGGUCGGGCUAAAACAUCUCAGGCAGAUAGGACACCUGGAGAAGGUGGUGAUGGAUCAGAGAAUUGGGCGGCUAUGAAUUUUUCCAUCCAUAUUUCCGUUCAGGGGGAUAUUGAUCAAUAACGGAC